Messenger RNA from Gallus gallus (chicken), 2388 nucleotides. It is a transcript of the gene SSR1, whose product is annotated as signal sequence receptor subunit 1. The record is from RefSeq and is a predicted model, not a curated record. Gene Ontology annotation, cellular component: endoplasmic reticulum membrane; endoplasmic reticulum. Bases 89 to 991 code for a protein of 300 amino acids. Lineage: Eukaryota; Metazoa; Chordata; Aves; Galliformes; Phasianidae. The transcript has 10 exons.
GGCGCGGGGCGGGGCGGUCCCGGAUGGAGGCGGCCGCCAUUUAGAGCGCCCGCAGCGCAAGGCGCGGGGCUGCCGGCCUGCCGCCACCAUGAGGAGCGUGCCGCGUUUGCUGCUGCUCGCCCUGCUUGUCUUUCCCGCCGCCUUGCUGCUCCGGGGCAGCGGCACAGGUUCAGGCUUAUUAGUUGCAGCUCAGGAUGCUACAGAAGAUGAGGAAACUGUGGAAGAUACUGUAGUUGAAGACGAAGAUGAUGAAGCUGAAGUUGAAGAAGAUGAGCCUACAGACUUGACAGAAGAAAAAGAGGAAGAAGACUUGUCAGGAGAACCUAAAGCCUCACCUAGCGCUGAUACAACAAUAUUAUUUGUCAAAGGUGAAGAUUUUCCAGCAAACAACAUUGUGAAAUUCCUGGUAGGCUUCACCAAUAAGGGUACAGAAGACUUCAUUGUUGAGUCUCUCGAUGCUUCGUUCCGGUACCCUCAAGACUAUCAGUUUUAUAUCCAGAACUUCACAGCUCUCCCCCUGAAUACAGUAGUUCCACCGCAGAGACAAGCUACAUUUGAGUACUCUUUCAUCCCUGCUGAGCCUAUGGGUGGCCGUCCUUUUGGAUUAGUUAUCAAUCUCAACUACAGAGAUGCAAAUGGUAAUAUGUUUCAAGAUGCUGUCUUCAAUCAAACGGUUACAAUUAUUGAAAAAGAAGAUGGAUUAGAUGGAGAAACGAUCUUCAUGUACAUGUUCCUUGCUGGACUUGGUCUACUUGUUAUUGUUGGCCUACAUCAAUUACUAGAAUCUAGGAAGAGAAAAAGACCAGUACAGAAAGUUGAGAUGGGAACAUCAAAUCAGAAUGACGUUGAUAUGAGCUGGAUUCCCCAGGAAACUUUAAAUCAAAUAAUGCAAAGUAGAAGAGAUAAAGCUUCACCAAGGAGGUUGCCCCGCAAGAGGGCACAGAAGAGAUCAGUGGGCUCUGAUGAAAAGACUCAUCCCACCAGGAGUUAAGGAGACGCGGGUUCUCAGCUCCUCUAUACUUCCCUGGCCUUCAGAACUGGAUGUGCAACUCAGAUGAUUCUUUGGCUCACCAUCCUGUGAAAUGCACUUUAUUUAUAUGAAAGCAUAUAAAAUGUAGCUAAGGCGGCUCCAACCAACUACGACAAAGGAUUUUUUCUUUUUUCGACAACUGCACGUGGCUUCCCUGUACAUCCUGAAGACUUCACGGCCACACACGUUUAUGCAAAACCAAAACCAGGAUGGCAGAAACCUCCUUCAUUCUCGCAGAGAAGAUCCCAGCACCUCUCCAUCACCGUGCCACGCUGUUGGGACGCACAGGUGUGGCUGCAGCUAACGGAAGGCCACGCCGCUAGAGCCAAGCACCUGCAGGGGAUAAUCAGCACCAACCUCGUCUCUUCUGUUUCCAGUUGCUGUUUUAAGAAGAUGCCCUCAAAGCAGAGCAGCAUUUCAGAGGGUUUCGGCUACCAGAGAACAGAAUGGCAAAUGCAUGUGGUUGCCAAAGCGCUGCCUCUGGCUCAGCCCAAGCAAAGGAGAACAGCAACGCCGCUCUGCGGGGCACCUCUGCUUCACGCACUGCCCUCCAGCUCAAAACCAAGCAGCAACAAACCCACAAGAAGAGCCACGUCCAUUUUGGAAGCUCUAAUUUUUAAAUAUAACAUUUUAUUGCUUAGAUGGUUUGAUACAGAACAACUUUUAUUUUGAAUUUGGAAGUACUGUACAACUGAAUAAAAAGAGGAAUAAAAGUACCAAAACAAAUGUGUGAUUCUCUGUUCAUGUGGCAUAAACCAGUCUUGUACACAAUUCGUAGCAGCAGUUUAAGUUCCCUUUAGAAAAAUAUGAAUUCUACAUAUUUAUUACUGUUUCCUGCAUGGGAUGAAAUCACUAGGAUUAACCUUCCUUUGUGGGGAGAGAAGAGAGAAAGGAGACACACAGAGGAGAGAGAAAAUCACGAAUCAUUCUGAAAAUGGAAUCAGUCUCACGUAGCCCCGAAAAGUUAUUUCAGAAUUGCCUCAAAAAAAGGGGUUGCUUUUUUUUUUUUAAUUUUUUUUCCUUUUUUUUUUUUUCCUUUAUUUCAUUUUUGCGCUUUCACAGUCAAGUGCUCGAUGUAGUGAUUGAAUUAUCUCCACGUUAAGUCCAUUGCAACUCAGGCAAAAGAAUUUCAGAAGAUCCUUUUCUGUUUGUUUGUUUGUUUGUUUUGUAAAAGCCCUGAGAGAGGAAAAAAAAAAUAAAAUAAAAAAUAAAAAGAUCCAAACAAAAAUCGUAUAGAGACAAAUUAGCUGAACAUGCAAACUAAAGCCUAAGAUUCACCCAUAGUUUAAACACAUUAUAAAUUUCACAGUUUAAUAUUGGGGGAGGAGGGGAAACAAAACAAAAAAAAAACAACCCAA